UAUAUAUAUAUAUAUGUCGAAUGUUUGAUUGAUACGUGUAAUUUAAUUGAUACGUAAUUGAUUAAUAAGAGAACUUGAAGGAUCUAAAUAGAUCUCUUUUAUCAUUGUCAUAAAACUUUAUUACAAUCGAUUGCAAUACCUUUCGAUCGUGAAACAUAUCAUCAUUAAGCAUAAACUUCGUUCGAUCGGAGAAAUAGUGCGGUAUAUUUAUUCAUCAAAGAGGUGCAUCGAAAUUUUCUCUCGUUUUUCUUUUUUCUUUUUCUUUUUUUACCAUUUCGUUGAAUUUCGCGCCGUCACCGUCACAUACCACAAUGUGAAAUGUGUUUUAUUCGCCGUUCAAGAAAUUAUUACUUUCCAUUAUUAUUGCUCCUGUCGUUCCGAAUCAACGAAGAGGAACAUCUUUGAUCGAUUAAGCAAAUAUUUUGCGCUCGACAAGUUUUGGGCGUAACGAUGAUUCAACCGAAGAUCUGGUGGAAGCUUAUUUACUCAGAAGACAAGAAAGGUAUUCUCGCUGGAUUGGCCGCACACUCGGGACAGAUAUCAGUGGGAUUGUCUCAAGGUUUCAGUGCGAUUUUAAUACCGAAAUUAUUGGAGUCAAAAUUUGCUGAUCAAUCAGAAACAUCUUGGAUCGCAUCGCUCGGUGCAGUUUCGAAUCCAGUUGGUGCAUUAGUCGCGGGUUUUUGUUCCGAAUGUUUUGGAAGAAGAUCGGCUAUAGCAUUGGCAACUUUACCACAUGCAACAGGAUGGCUUUUGAUCGCGUUCGCCAAAAAUGUCCCGAUGUUGUACGUUGGAAGAUUCAUCAGUGGAAUCGGCACGGGCAUGGCAAAUGCAUUGUAUUUAUACGUCAGCGAGACCGCAGCUCAACAUCAGCGAGCAUGGUUAGCAAAUUGUGGACCUAUCUUGACUUCGUUGGGAGUGUUAAUGGUGUACACGUUAGGUUCCUUGACAACGUGGCAAAAAUCUGCUGCGAUCAGUAUAGGUCCAGCUAUAUUGUCUUUGGCAUUGACGAGAAUGUUACGCGAGACACCAGCUUGGCUCGCAGCCAGAGGACGAAUGGAAGAAGCUAAAGAAUCUUUGUUGUGGCUUCGUGGUCCAGGUCUAAGCACGGACACUGAGUUUCAAGAACUUUGCAAUUCCAACGCAAAAAGGAUGGGAGAAAGAGAAAGCCUUCUUAAAGCUUUCUACAUGCCGAAUGUUUGGAAACCAUUCGUCAUACUUCUCCUUUUCUUUGCUCUACAACAACUUUCCGGAAUUUAUAUAAUGUUGUUUUAUGCUGUAAACGUUCUCGAAGAUAUUGGUGUUAGCGUGAACGAAUACGCCGCGAGUGUUGGUAUCGGUGUUAUCAGACUAUUUGCUUCCAUAGUAGGUGCAAUUUUGGCGAUUAACGUCGGUAGAAAAGCGUUAGCUUUUACCAGCGGUUUUGGUAUGGCUAUAUCAGCUAUGAGCAUUGCCUUAGCUUUCAGGUUCCAAUUGCCAUCUUGGGUCUCUUUGAUUUGUAUGGGAUGUCACGUUGCGUUGUCUAUGAUCGGCUUCUUAACGUUACCUUGGGUUAUGACCUCGGAAUUAUAUCCCCUUAGAUUUAGAGGACUCUUAGGAGGUAUCACUACCAGUAUAGCACAAAUUUUAACUUUCGUUGCUAUUAAAUUAUAUCCCGAGGUAAGCGUAAACGCCGGCAUAGAGAACACGAUGUGGAUUUUCACAACGGCAGGCUUAUUGGGAGCACUCUUUUCCAUUAUUCUAUUACCGGAGACCCGAGGUCAAAGCUUGGACGACAUCGAGAACAAGUUUACGAAUAAUUCGAAGGCCAUUUCGAAGAUCAAUUCAAAUAUCAAUGGUUCGAGAGGACUUUCCAGUAUUUUCGUUCACACGCAACCUAAGAACAUUAUACUUCAAAGAUUCACGUCGAUAUCCGAGGAAAAAGAUUCUAAUCAUACCGGGAAUCAUUACACUUAUGAUAACUUUUGUUUCGACAUAGGUUACGAUAACGUUUCUAAGGAAUCUAAGGACGAUGAAAAUCAGAAAAAGGAUCAUCACGUGACAACUAACGCCAUUGCGUUGGAUCACGUUUAUAUUUGAAUAAUUAUCGAGUAAAAAGCCAAUACGAUUACGGAUACAAGCUUGGAAUGAGAGAAGCUCGUUAAAGUAAAGAUUACUACUGCCAAGAAUAGAAAUUUUCCAAAAUAUUUUGUAUAUAAGAUGUAUAUGUGUAUCUAUAGUACAGAUACACAACACACGCGCGUACACACGUAUAUAAACAUACAUUGCUGUAAAUAUUUUAUCAGCUUAACGAGAAUGUACCGUGUUAUUUGUUGUGUUUUUUUUUUGUUUAUGUCAUGUGUAAGUACAUUAGAAUUUAUGAAAAUUUGUAAGAUCGUUGUUUCUUUGUAUAUAUUUAUGUGUAAUAAUAGUAAUAGAGAGGAGAAAGAUUAUGAUUCGCGGUUCAACGUUAGAUAUCUUUUCUUUCUUUUUUUUUAUAACUUUCGAUUAAUUAUAUUAUAUUAUCAAAUAAAAUCAAAUUAUAAUUAUACUGUAAUUAACACUGAUAUAUAUAUAUAUAUAAAUAUAUAAAAUAUAAUAAUUAUAUAUAUGUAAUAAUUACACACACAUACACGCAUAUAUAUAUCGGUAUUAAUAUGGUAUAAUUAUCGAUGUACAUAACUAAGUAUAAUAGCGGAAUUUAUAUCGUACAAAAGUAACAAGUAUUAGAAACUAGUUUAUAAUAAAUAUAAAGUAUGUUAUAUUGACAAAAAUGAUAAAAAUGAUCUUGUUUUUUUUCUCUUUUCCUCGUUUGAUUAUUUACAGAUCACUUAAAAGACGGUGUUUAAGAAAUCGAACAUUUCUUUAUCGUAAACUCAUUCACUUUUUCAUUUUUGUUUUUUAUUUAUCAGAAUCAAUAAUUACAAUAUAUG
Vespula pensylvanica (western yellowjacket) is the source of this 2909-nucleotide messenger RNA. Its product is annotated as facilitated trehalose transporter Tret1-like. Lineage: Eukaryota; Metazoa; Arthropoda; Insecta; Hymenoptera; Vespidae. The transcript is spliced from 6 exons. Gene Ontology annotation, molecular function: transmembrane transporter activity. The record is from RefSeq and is a predicted model, not a curated record. Gene Ontology annotation, biological process: transmembrane transport. Gene Ontology annotation, cellular component: membrane. Bases 451 to 2076 code for a protein of 541 amino acids.